CAGCUCAUUGUAUCCGUCGUCUAACCAUCCGCUGCCAUCUAACCAUCCAGACCGUGUUAGUGCAGUGCAGUGCAGGUUCUCGAUUAGUUCGGUCGCGUUUUUCGUUCGCUGGUUGUAAGGUUUCAAUUUACGCGCGUGCUCAGCGGCUCAUCGCGUUGCUUGCUCGUGAAUGUGUUACAAUUACCCAUGCGUUAGUUUACUCGCCGCUGGCUUGUUUUGGUAGAAUGUUCCUUCUCGCGUUAUUUUCAGAGGUGGCCUUUUCCGGUUGUGUCCGUUUGAACUGCAUAAGUAAUUGAAUUUAUGGCUCAUGGUUAGCUGUCACCCCUACGUGGUUUCUAGCCUGGUGUCAAAAAAAAUCUCACUUUCAGCAGUACCAUUUAUUGAAGGCCAGCGUUUUUAACGGAGUUUAAAGUUCGUCAAAAGAAAAUGUGAGCUGUUUGAAAAAAUAUGCCUGAUGCUUCUGUGUGACUCAGCAGUAAAUAUAAUUUUGAAUGUUCGAGUUAUACACUCGAGUAGUAUACAACACUACGAAAAUUCUUGACUGCUUGAAUUCGUGCUCACAUCAAGUAAACAAUUGAGAAACUGUGUGUUACCUGUCGCUGAUCUAGUACCACCGAUAAGUAGUUCCCAGAAGAGAUAGCACACACUCAAGGAACUGCAUCGAGCUGUGAUGUGAUCAUGUCAUCCCGUUAGCAUGCGGAUGAACAGCAGCAGGAGUUGACAGAGAAAAGUGAAACUCUCUGGGCUUUACCCUGCGAGAAACAGGAGACAGCCAACGAAAACUCAAAUAAAUGUCUGACACAAAAUCAUUUCGAGACCAGAGUAUCAAACUGUUGCAGAGAAAGGUUUACUGACGUUUCAAGUCGUUCCACGGCACUCAACACAUUGCCCUUUCAUACCAAUUGACGGUGCAGUGAAGCAGAGCUUGUCAACAGAGAAAAUAGUGCUUCAAGGUUACAUUUACUGGUUGUGUCGCACUGCACCCUGUGCAUUCUCAGUGCCAAGAAUGGCAAAAGACGUAGAGUUUCAAGAGAUAGUGUACACAGUCAAUGUCCGGAGAAGUUUCAUUAGCGAAAGUCGAAAACAGACCAUUGUCAAGGGAGUGAGCGGCGUUUUCCGGCAUGGACAAUUAUCUGCAAUAAUGGGUCCUUCGGGCGCUGGCAAGAGCAGUCUACUGAAUGCCAUUUCCGGCUACCGAAAAUCUGGUGUCGAAGGUGCUGUUCAUUUGAAUAGGAAGGCUUCUUGCUACAUUACGCAAGAGGAUCACCACCAACCACUUUUGACCGUGGGAGAACUAAUGCACAUUGCCUGCCAGUUGAAAAUCAAAGGAAAAACAGAUUAUGAUGAAAUAAUUACUCGAGUACUGUCCGACUUAAAUCUGAACCAUCGACGCAAUGUGACUGCUGACCGUCUAAGUGGAGGAGAGCGAAAACGGUUAUCCAUUGCCCUGGAAAUGGUUGCCAAUCCAUCCAUUUUCUUCCUUGACGAGCCUACCAGCGGAUUGGACGAAGUGACCGCUGCUACUUGCGUCCGAUUAUUCCGUGACCUAGCCAAGCAGGGACGCACCGUAGUAUGUACAAUCCAUCAGCCGUCAGCUAGUAUUUUUGCCCUUUUUGACCACAUUUAUGUGAUUGCACGAGGACAAUGUGUUUUUCAAGGUAGUCCGAAAGCCGUCGUUCCGUUCUUGUCUCACAUGCGCAUCGAAUGUCCACGCCACUACAAUCCAGCUGAUUUCAUUAUCGAAGUCUGUGAUAGUGAAUCCGCGGAAAUCAUUCCAGCUUUAAGUGAGGUUAUGCAAAAUGGUAAAGCAAUAUGUACCAAAUCCAAUGCCGCCGUGGCCGCAGCGGGCUACACUGGUUCGACACUGGUCGUGGACGAAGAGCCGAAUUCGCUAGAACCUGUUAGCGAUUUUGUGAUUAAACCCACUGUCACAUCAGUGAUCCUUGAACAACAACGGCCAAAAGUGUCAACCUUGGUGCAGAAAAUGAAACAAAUUACUCGAUUUUUCCACAGUCCGCAUGCUGUUUCAGGAUUUGUUCAGUUUUGGGUACUAUUUCGACUGAUGUGGACUAAAAUAAUGCGGAACAGGACGGUUUUGUGGAUACAGUUUCUACACCACGUAAUUUGUGCAACUUUUAUUGGGCUAAUAUUCCUGAAUGCAGCCAACGAUGGAGCACGCAUGUUCGACCACCUCAAGUUUUGCCUAGGAGUAUGCUUCUUCUUUUGCUAUACACAGGUGAUGGUACCAAUAUUAAGCUAUCCCCGUGAAGUUAAACUAGUGAAGAAGGAAUGCUUCAAUCGUUGGUAUGGUUUAUUUCCUUACUACUUAGCACUAACGCUAUCCCGACUGCCCGUACAGAUUUUUCUGAACAUCAUAUUCACGGUGGUAGUAUACUGGCUAGCUGGUCUACCAGCAGAGGUUUUCCGUUAUGCACUUUUCAUGAUCGUCGGUAUGAUCGUUUCACUUUGUGCCGAAGGAUUCGGUCUGAUGAUUGGAGCUACGUUUAAUGUGAUGAAUGGAUCAGCUAUUGGGCCGCUUACGAUAGCUCCGUUUCUUGGAUUAGCGAUCUAUGGAUUUGAUUUUGCUCCACAAAUUCCUGCAUUAAUGCAAUGGUUAAUGCGAGCAUCGUUCAUCCGCGGGGGCGUUGUCUCAGUUGUGCUGGUUGUGUUCGGUUACAAUCGCCAGCGCUUAGACUGCAAUGAUAUUUACUGCCACUUCGAUGAUCCUAAAGUUCUAUUGCAUUACGUAAGAAUAGAUAACACAACGUUGCUUUUCGAGUUAGGCAUUUUGAUUGCUAUGACACUCUUCUAUCGAUUGUUGUGCUAUCUUAGUUUACGAAGAAGAUUUUACAAAUGAGAACAGAGCACAAGAGCAAACAUAACGAAUAGACAGAAAUAUGUGAUCGAUUUAUAUUAGUUUUAAUGCAAAUAGUUAUGGAAAUUUUUCAAACCUUUUUACUCGGGUAAUGUUUAAGAAAACCGUACUGUAGCAGUAGCAUAAGUUCAACAUUCCAGGGGCAAAACAUGUGUAUAAAGAUUUCUAACUGUCUCUACAAUUUAGAGGAAGUAAUUUUCCAACGGAUCCUACAGAACCAAAUAUAUGACAAUUUAUAUAUAAAGCAAUAUGUUCAGAAUAUUUUUUGUACUUAAAAAAGGAUAUCUCUUCAUUUGAUGCCAAUAAAAACUGUAGCUUUAAAA
Molecule: messenger RNA, 3198 nt
Organism: Wyeomyia smithii (pitcher-plant mosquito)
Lineage: Eukaryota; Metazoa; Arthropoda; Insecta; Diptera; Culicidae
Product: ATP-binding cassette subfamily G member 4
Exons: 8
Coding region: 1007-2857 (616 amino acids)
Cellular component (GO): plasma membrane
Molecular function (GO): ATP binding; ATP hydrolysis activity; ABC-type transporter activity
Source: RefSeq, a predicted model, not a curated record